CAAAGAGGCAGAGAGAGAGAGAGCGAGAGAGAGAGAGAUGGGUAGGAAAUGUGUUUAACUGUCACUAAAACAUAGUUAAGACACAAGUUGCAGCUGACAGCAGCAAAGAGCAGGGUCAUGGAGCCACAACAGAUCAAAGAAGGAUACUUGGUAAAGAAGGGUACAUUGCUAAACUCCUGGAAGGCAGUGUGGGUAGUGCUGUCAGAAGAUGGGCUGGAAUUCUAUAAAAAGAAAACAGACCACUCUCCGAAAGGAAUGAUCCCACUUAAGGGAGCCACGCUCAUGAGUCCUUGUCAGGAUUUUGGCAAAAGGAUGAUGGUUUUCAAGAUUACCACAGACAAGAAGCAGGAUCACUUCUUCCAAGCCUCACAUAUGGAGGAGAGAGAGUUUUGGGUCAAGGACAUCAAGAGAGCCAUUACCUGCCUUGAGGGGGGAAAAAAGUUUGCCAGGAAGUCCACGAGACGCUCCAUUCGCCUACCUGACACAAUCAACCUGACAGAACUGUACACACUAAUGAAAGACCAAGAUGAUGGAGUAAAAGAGUUCAAACUGGAACAGGAUAAUCGAGUCUUCAACCACUGCUUCACCGGUGUGACAGUGGUAGAGUGGCUGAUUUCAAAGGAGAAAGCGAGAAAUAGGCCUGAGGCUCUCAUGUUAGCAACAGGGCUCCUGAAUGAGGGUUUUCUCCAGCCUGCGAGUGACCUGUCCAAAGAGAGAGCAGAAAGUGGAGAGCAAACGGCCUUCUUAGAUCAGACAAUUGCUCUUUAUUACUUUGCGGACAGUGGGUUCUUCUGUGAAGGCUACUCCAGUGAUGAAGAUGUGCUUUUAAAGGAAGAAUUCAGAGGAAACAUCAUAAAACAGGGCUGUUUACUGAAACAGGGACAUAAGAGAAAAAACUGGAAAGUGCGAAAGUUCGUUCUGAGAGAUGACCCUGCUUAUAUGCAUUAUUAUGAUCCUACAAAGGGUGAUGACUCCCUGGGCUCAAUCCAUCUCCGUGGGUCUGUGAUUACGGCUGUGGAGUAUGUGCCUGAUGCCAAAAAAUAUGACAUUGACGGCAACCUCUUUGAGAUCAUCACCUCAGAUGAAACUCACUACUUCCUCCAAGCUGCUUCAGCAGAAGAACGAAAGGAGUGGAUCAAAGCAAUACAGGCAGUGUCAAAAAGUGGAAAAUAACAUUGGGACAGCCACAUGUUGAUUGUAAAAUCACAUGUUUGCAAUGUCUUUAAUUACACGUAAGAGUGUGUCAGCAAAGUAUAGCUGAAUUAUUAUUAUUGUAGUGUCAUUCUAGAGUAACUGGGAAGUUUAACUCCUUCAUACACUAUCAAACUAAUGUUACGAUGUUUUUGUGCAGUAUGUAACUAAUUGAAGAAAAAUAAAGGUUAUAAUGUCUAAAUCUUA
This is a messenger RNA of Perca flavescens (yellow perch), 1398 nucleotides long. RefSeq names its product pleckstrin (gene plek). NCBI's taxonomy places the organism in Eukaryota, Metazoa, Chordata, Actinopteri, Perciformes, Percidae. Gene Ontology annotation, cellular component: plasma membrane. Gene Ontology annotation, biological process: actin cytoskeleton organization; intracellular signal transduction. The transcript is spliced from 9 exons. The record is from RefSeq and is a predicted model, not a curated record. Bases 118 to 1173 code for a protein of 351 amino acids.